Molecule: messenger RNA, 638 nt
Organism: Paramecium octaurelia
Lineage: Eukaryota; Ciliophora; Oligohymenophorea; Peniculida; Parameciidae
Source: the annotation of a GenBank genome assembly
AUGAAUCGAAUAACUUGGAAGUGUAAUAAGACUUCAGAAUAUCACUUUGCAUUGAAUCAAAAUUGCAUACUGUUUUAUCAACAUAAUAAUAAACCUAAGGGCUUUGUUUAAUUAAAUAACGAAAUUAGUAUUAAACUUAUUGACCUUAAAUUUCGAAUAAUAAGUAUGAUCAAGUAAAAGUUAUCAGGAUUAAAAGAACUAAAGAUAUCUUCAUUUAUGUUUGGAAUCAUGAUUUUUAAAAUUACGGAUCUUGAAAUUGUAUUUCUAGUGGCUAAUAAAAAUUACAUAAAUUUAUUACCUUAUAAUAUUAGAUAAACAAUUUAUUAUAAAACAGCUAUGCAUAUAUCUUCUCUAGUUAAAAUACCUUCGAAUUUUUCAAGAAAUUAUCUUAAUUCUCAUUUAUCUAGAAUCUAGAUCAACUUUACACUCUAUCUGAUGUCAUUGCUAAAGGCGGCUUUUCUAGGGUCUUUUCUUUAACUCCAAAUAUGAGACUCCCUAAUUAACCAUUCAAUUAGGCAAAAUUUACAAUAAAGAGGACCUACUUAAAAUAAGGAUUCUUAAAAAUUCUAUAAUUUAAUUCGAUCAAAAUUUUAUGUACUUAGGAAAUAAAAAUCACCUUGUAAUCUCAAACUCUAUGA